AUGGGAGUAGAAGACAUCCAGGUCUUCAGCGAUUCACAACUGAUCAUAAGCCAAGUCCAAGGAGACUACCAGGCGAAAAAUCCGAGUAUGAUCAGCAACGCCAGGAACGGUCAGGAGGCCGAGGGUCCUAAGCGCCUACUCCUCGGAACAUAUGAGAUCAGCUGCACUGCAAGGGAGCAGGACAAGGUCCUUGCUCCUCACCACGAUGCUCUUGUCAUAUCACUUAUCGUAGCAAACUGCUUGGUCAAGCGAAUACUAGUGGACAAUGGAAGCUCCAGCAACAUAAUCUUCCAUUCGGUCUUCGCCGACCUAUGGUUGGAACCCACGGCCCUAACUAGAAAGGCGACUCCCCUUGUAGGCUUCAGCGGAGAGGUCAAGCAAACCUUAGGAGAGGUCCUUCUCCCCGUGUACGCCGAGGGGAUAAAUCAAGCCACGAAGUUCCUAGUCGUUGAUUGUCCUUCAUCGUAUAAUGUGAUACUUGGAAGGCCUUGGAUCCUCGACAUGGGAGCCGUACCUUCGAACUUGCAUCAACUGGUUAAGUUCCCAACUCCCUGGGGAAUCAAGGCGGUCAAGGGAGAUCAGGAGAAUGCCAGAUCCUGCUACCAAACUACCUUGAAGGGAAAGACCCAAGUCUUAUAG
Molecule: messenger RNA, 639 nt
Organism: Raphanus sativus (radish)
Lineage: Eukaryota; Viridiplantae; Streptophyta; Magnoliopsida; Brassicales; Brassicaceae
Exons: 2
Coding region: 1-639 (212 amino acids)
Source: RefSeq, a predicted model, not a curated record